Molecule: messenger RNA, 291 nt
Organism: Meloidogyne enterolobii
Lineage: Eukaryota; Metazoa; Nematoda; Chromadorea; Rhabditida; Meloidogynidae
Source: the annotation of a GenBank genome assembly
UAGUGUUAUGUGAAGCUAGUGUAAUUUUGUGAGAAACGAGAAUUUUAAUGACUCUGGAAGUGGAAAAUGAAAAAUAUUGUUUUGUGGAUUUUGGACUUUGAUAUAUGCAAUGGGGUAUUCGAGUCUAGACGUCUAGAUUGGGAUAUGAUUAUUAUUGGAUUUAUUGUUUUUAGAUUUGUUGUUUUUAAUAAUGAGCGCUUGGAUUAUGAUAAGAUUUAUUGAGUGAUGAGCGCUUUGAUUUAGGAUUUUAUUUAAUGAGCGCGAAUUGGAUCUGGAUUUGAUUGGUUUUUU